Molecule: messenger RNA, 1005 nt
Organism: Drosophila bipectinata
Lineage: Eukaryota; Metazoa; Arthropoda; Insecta; Diptera; Drosophilidae
Gene: slv
Product: sugar transporter SWEET1
Biological process (GO): carbohydrate transport
Cellular component (GO): membrane
Molecular function (GO): sugar transmembrane transporter activity
Source: RefSeq, a predicted model, not a curated record
GUGUCGUUGUGGCACCACUACGUGCAUCGCCAGCUGUUCAAUUUUUGUUGACGUCGUAUUAAGAAGCGUAUUUAUUUACCACCGUUAGUUAAUUAUACUUUAGAAUAGGUACUAGGAACUAAGAAAGCGCUAUGUCGACGGUGGCCUACGAUUCCCUGCUGUCAACGACGGCGGUGAUAAGCACCGUCUUCCAGUUCCUGUCUGGCGCUAUGAUUUGCCGAAAGUACAUCCAAAAGAAGAGCACCGGCGACUCAUCUGGAGUUCCAUUCGUAUGCGGCUUUUUAUCCUGUAGCUUUUGGCUGCGCUACGGGGUUUUAACGAACGAGCAGAGCAUUGUCUUGGUCAACAUAAUUGGCUCAACGCUGUUUCUGAUCUACACGCUGGUAUACUAUGUGUUCACCGUGAACAAACGUGCCUUUAUAAAACAGUUUGGCUUUGCGCUGACCGUACUGAUUUCGGUCAUCUGGUACACCAAUGGACUGGAAGAUAAGCGGGAACAGAUGAUACACGUGACGGGAAUCGUUUGUUGUGUUGUAACCGUGUGCUUCUUCGCCGCCCCGCUCGCCAGCCUACUGCAUGUCAUUCGGGCCAAGAACUCAGAGAGCCUGCCACUGCCCCUGAUUGCCACGUCCUUUUUGGUCAGCCUGCAGUGGCUAAUCUACGGCAUACUGAUAUCGGAUUCGUUUAUCCAGAUACCAAACUUUCUGGGCUGCCUAUUGUCCCUGUUGCAGCUGGGACUGUUUGUUAUUUACCCGCCGCGUAGCUAUUCCGGCCAUGGCUACAAGCUUGUUGAACAAGCGGUGCCAUUUUAGGGGACUGAUUUGAUACAGCCACGCAUUUUGCUACGGUAUUCAAGUGUGUCGCAUACAGGAUAUAUAUUUUAGUAUAACUUUAUGGUCGAACAUGCUUCUCGCUUAGACGCCAAGCUUAUUUACUAUAGAAAUACGUAAGCCUAUAUUUAUUGUAAAAUAUUUAUUAAACAUCCCAAAUUUGUCACAUCUGGUA